AUGGUUAAUAUUACUAUUCAAAAGUCAUUUCUUAAAGUUAUCACUUCAGGCUCUCUUUUGAAAACCCCGUCAAUCCGACGACAAAUAUACACCUUCAAUGAUAAGCCUCCAAUUCGUCGUAUGCCUCCACCACCAAUUAAUCAAUACAAACGUUUUCAACAGGCGCAACCUUUCUAUCAAAAAAAAGUCUUUUGGGUCUAUACCGGGGUGAUAGGCGGCCUUGCUGGCACAUAUUACUUAAACCACCUGGAAACUGUGCCAAUUACUGGACGACGGAGGUUCAUUGAUAUCACGCCAAAACAGGAGGAGCUCAUGUCCCAGCAAUCUUAUAGUCAGAUAAUGUCAAUAUAUCGUAACAAAAUCCUACCGUCCCGGCACCCCGAUACACAGUUUGUGCGUAGAGUUGCCGAGAGAAUAAUAAAAGUUAGCGGGAUGGAACAUUUGCAUUGGGAGUUUUAUGUAAUUGCUUCGCCAGAAAAAAAUGCAUUCGUACUUCCAGGUGGAAAAAUUUUUGUGUUUACCGGUAUUUUACCGGUCACUAAAAAUGAAGAUGGGAUGGCCGCAGUUUUAGGACAUGAAAUUGGACAUCAAAUAGCUCGUCAUAGUGCCGAAAAACUUUCUUUUGUUAAAAUUUUGUUUUUCACUCAAGUUCUCCUCAGCUUAAUAGUUGAUCCGGGUUUAUUAAGUCGCGUGUUUUUUGAACUUGGAAUAAUGAUGCCGUUUUCGAGAAAAUGUGAAACAGAAGCAGAUUAUAUCGGGCUCCUAUUAAUGGCUCAAGCAUGCUUCGAUCCCACGGAAGCCAAAAAUGUUUGGAUAAGGAUGAAUCAAGUACAAAAAAUUGCGCCACCGCAAUUUCUAAGCACUCAUCCGGCCAAUAAAACGCGUAUUCAAAAAAUUGAAGAAUGGAUGCCUGAAGCUAUGCAAAAACGUGCCAGCAGUGAUUGUGAACAAAGCAUGGCGGGCUUUAGAGACGCGUUUGAUAGGAUGAGAGAGAAAAUGGUGCGACUUGCAGUCUAUGGCGCGGUUAGCACCUUCUUAGCAUUUUUGGUUGUUGCAGCGGCCUUUCGACAGAGAAGUAAUUUCUAUGCGGCUUGCAUAUAUCUUUCAAAAUCUAGUGCUUGUAUGAUGAUUUUGAUGAAUAUGGGAUUUUUCUUAAUGAUAAUAUUUGGACAAAUUUUACAACACAUGUUCUUUGGAAGAUUGCGGGCUUUAGAAAUCGAACAUUUAUAUGAACGAGCUUGGUACGCGGUUACUGAAACUUGCCUGGCAAUGACUAUUUUUCGAGAUGAGUUUGACACAAGAUUUUUCGUGACUUUUACAACAUUGCUAUUCUUGAAAACCUUUCAUUGGCUAUGUCAAGAUCGAGUUGAAUAUGUGAGUAAUAUGGAACAAUUGAGGGUUGUGCGUUUUUCUUUUCAUCUUCGAAUGGUUGCCCUCAUGGAAAUCUUGUGUGCUGUGGACUUCAUUUUGGUCUUUUAUGCUGUUGAUGUCACAAUGAAAAAAGGUCCUAAUAUGAUGAUUAUGUUUGCCUUUGAGUAUGCGAUUCUUGCCGCAACUAUAAUAUCAACAUUUUGCAAAUAUAUCUUGAAUAUAAUCGAAUUGAGACGCGAGGAACCUUGGCAAAAUAAAUCUUUAUAUGUAUUUUACUUGGAACUUGUCACUGAUUUUUUCAAAUUGAUCACGUACCUUAUAUUUUUCGCAAUUAUCCUAAUAUCCUAUGGUCUACCGCUUCACAUCAUUCGCGAUGUAUAUGUCACCUUGCGAUCAUUUCUACAAAAAUGCGGUGAUUUGAUCAGAUAUCGUCGGGCGACGAGAAACAUGAAUGAGCGAUACCCGAACGCAACUGUCGAAGAGCUUGAAAGAUUAAGUGAUCGUACAUGUAUUAUAUGCCGAGAGGAAAUGGUGGCUGUAGUGGAUGGAGCUGCUAAUGCCGCCGAAGCGCCACAAGGAGAUGUUGCUGUAAGGGCUGCACAACGUAGAACACCUCAGCAGCCAGCUAAUAAUGGGUCAGGUGAUACGCCUAAAAAGUUACCUUGUGGACAUAUUUUCCAUUUUCAUUGCCUUAGGAGUUGGCUGGAAAGACAACAAAGUUGUCCUACUUGUCGAAGACCUGUAUUAGAAGCUCCACCAACACAGCAACCACCACAGCAAGCUGCACGGUACUUUGCUAAUCCAAUGCCCGGAUUUAUGGUGUUUCCUCCUCCAGCAAUGCAAAUCCCGGGAUUAAUUCCGCUUUUUCAUACAUGGCCCGGAAGGUAUUCCGCUGGUCCACCUAAUUUAGGAAAUGGGAGUUCAUCUUCAUCCACUCUAGAUCAUUUAUCUGAAGAACAAAUUCGAGUGUUAGAAACGGAAACACGGGAAGCACUCUCGGAACGAAUAAGGGUAUUACAUAAUGUGGAUGAACAAAUAUAUAAUAUUAUCAGUGUUUUAACACAAACAUUAAGUGUAUUACCACCAAUAACAAGUGAUCUACAACGAGGGAACCAGACACAACCAGAUCUUGCAACAUCUAAAAAUACAGUUACAACAGAUUCAACUACAUCUAACAGUAGUAACAAUAUCAAUGGUAACUCGCCUAAUGCGGCGAUUAGUUCAUUCUACAUCAAUAUCAUUGCUGAGUCAAUCAUCGAAGGGAAAGCAAAAGUCAAAAAGUAG
Molecule: messenger RNA, 2655 nt
Organism: Ambispora leptoticha
Lineage: Eukaryota; Fungi; Glomeromycota; Glomeromycetes; Archaeosporales; Ambisporaceae
Source: the annotation of a GenBank genome assembly